Messenger RNA from Cricetulus griseus (Chinese hamster), 509 nucleotides. The record is from RefSeq and is a predicted model, not a curated record. NCBI's taxonomy places the organism in Eukaryota, Metazoa, Chordata, Mammalia, Rodentia, Cricetidae.
GCCCUGGCCACACCCCAGGCUGUGUCACCUUUGUCCUGAAUCCACAGAGCAUGGCCUUUACUGGAGAUGCCCUGCUGAUCCGAGGGUGUGGACGGACAGACUUCCAACAAGGUUGUGCUAGGACUUUGUACCAUUCUGUGCACGAAAAGAUCUUCACACUUCCUGGCAACUGUCUCAUCUAUCCGGCUCACGAUUACCACGGGCUCACCGUCUCUACUGUGGAGGAAGAGCGGACUCUGAACCCACGGCUCACCCUCAGCUGUGAGGAGUUCAUCAAGGUCAUGGACAACCUGAACUUGCCCAAGCCGAAGCAGAUAGACUUUGCUGUUCCCGCAAACAUGCGCUGUGGGGUCCAGACGCCACCUUCCUGACUGGUCCCAGCCGGCUGCUUGUAUCCGUUGCUGCUGGUGGGGUGAGGGGAGGGGCGGCACCCCAGAGCCUCUCUCCUCUCCCACCCCUACUCUCACCAGCUAUUUGAGCUUCUUAAAUAAACUUUGUUUUUGCCACGA